Uloborus diversus is the source of this 1173-nucleotide messenger RNA. RefSeq names its product exonuclease 1-like (gene tos). Gene Ontology annotation, cellular component: nucleus. The coding region runs from base 1 to 1173 and encodes 390 amino acids. NCBI's taxonomy places the organism in Eukaryota, Metazoa, Arthropoda, Arachnida, Araneae, Uloboridae. The transcript has 7 exons. The record is from RefSeq and is a predicted model, not a curated record. Gene Ontology annotation, biological process: DNA recombination; mismatch repair. Gene Ontology annotation, molecular function: DNA binding; metal ion binding; 5'-3' DNA exonuclease activity.
AUGGGCAUAACAGGAUUAUUACCUUUCAUUAAAAAUUCCUGUAGGUCUACAAAUAUUCGGGAGUAUUCAGGUACAUCUGUUGCUAUUGAUGCUUACAGUUGGCUACAUAAAGGGGCAUUUUCUUGUGCAGAUAAAUUAGCCAAAGGAGAGAAAACUGACGGCUAUGUGUUUUACUGUUUGAAACUGCUCAAUAUGCUUUUGGAGGCUGGUGUCAAGCCGAUUAUGGUGUUUGAUGGAUGCAAUCUCUGUUCAAAAGAAGGAACUGAAAAAAAACGCAGAGAAAAUCGAGAAAAGGCUAAGCAAAGGGGUAAAGAAUUACUUUGUGAAGGAAGAGUCAAAGAAGCAAGAGAGUAUUUUCAACGAUGUGUUGAUGUUACACCUGAAAUGGCUCGAGAAGUGAUAGAGAUGUGUCGCAAGAAAUCAAUUGAAUGUAUUGUGGCUCCGUAUGAAGCUGAUGCUCAACUUGCUUAUUUAAAUAAAACUGGAGUGGCUGAAAUUGUGAUCACUGAAGAUUCAGAUUUAGUGCUCUUUGGCUGUAAUAAAAUUCUUUUUAAAAUGGACAGCUGUGGAGGUGGCGUUUUGUAUGAAAAAGAAAAUCUUCCAAAGUCUUUUGGAGCCAAUGCUUCAAAGUUCAGCUUUGAAAAAUUUCGAUAUAUGUGCAUUUUGUCAGGUUGUGACUAUUUGCCAUCACUGCCUGGAAUAGGACUUGCAAAAGCUUGUAAAUUUUUCAUGCUUACGAGCAAUACAGAUUUAUCUAUUGUGCUCUCCAAACUUCCAAGUUAUUUGAAAAUGCCAAAGCUUGUUGUAACUGAAGAAUAUAAGGAAUCGUUUAUGAAAGCAAAUAAUACAUUUCUCUACCAGUUAGUUUUUUGCCCUAAAAAGAAGACUUUAGUUCCUUUAAAUGCAUAUCCAGAAGGCUGCAAUGUAGACGAAAUGGAAUAUGCUGGAAAGUUUUUUGUAAAAAAUGAAGGCUUGAAAUCUGCUGCAGCCAGUGCUACAAAUGUUACACCAUUAGAAACUGGAGAACAGGGCAAUAAAAAUAAUGACUCGAAAAGUUGCGACUCAGACUUUGAACAAGUGGUGCAAGAAGAUUCAGAAAGUGAAGCAUUUUGCAGUUUUGACUUAUCUUCUCCAAAGAAGUGCAAUAAGGAAAACAUUAACAGGUAUACAUAA